AUGGUGAUCGCUCUGAUACUGGCAUUCAAUCAGCAGUUUAGCGAGCAUGUGGUGUAUGUGAUCAUCGAAGCCAUGCAGAAUCGGCCCACAGCCAAAGUGUUCACCGAGAAGCUCUUGUUGGUCCUCAAUCGAGAAGAUGAUCCAACGCGACUGCUUAAGCAUCACAAUGAGCACAUGAACACGGUGCUGCGCAUGUUUAUUGACAUCUUCAGUCAUCCGGACGCGGCUGGCAUGUUUUAUACAAACCAUAUCAAUGACCUCAUCGAUAUUGUGGUGCGUCAACUUUCCGAUCUGGAUGCGGGCAAUGUGUUAAGUAAUAAUAUAUGUAUUAUAUAA
This is a messenger RNA of Drosophila sulfurigaster albostrigata, 336 nucleotides long. Its product is annotated as NCK-interacting protein with SH3 domain-like. The record is from RefSeq and is a predicted model, not a curated record. Gene Ontology annotation, molecular function: Arp2/3 complex binding. The transcript has 2 exons. Gene Ontology annotation, biological process: endocytosis. Lineage: Eukaryota; Metazoa; Arthropoda; Insecta; Diptera; Drosophilidae. Bases 1 to 336 code for a protein of 111 amino acids.